AUGCAAAAGCAGUUUGUCUCUCUGGUGUUUUUCAGAAGCUCACACACACCACUAGCAGGGAGAAGUGCAGGGCAGCUACAGCAGAGCACUUGGGCCAGUUACUCAUUUUGUCUCAACCAGGCUCUGCCACCCCUAGAGCUUGCCAAGAUGUGUGACAUGGGGGGGCUUGACAACCUGAUUGCCAACACAGCCUAUCUGCAGGCAAGGAAGAGUGGAGAUGGAGACACCAAGGAGAUGCAAAAGAGACGUAAGAGCCUCUCACUGCCCAGGAUUGAUCAAUGCAAAGAGGUUAGAGAGUCCGUUGUUGCUGACUAUGACAGCAUCUGUGAGCAGCAGCCCAUUGGCAAGAAAUUCUUCAGAGACUUCUUAGAGACAGUGCCAGAAUAUUUGGUAGCUAGGAACUUCCUGGAUGAGGUGUCAAACUGGGAGUUGGCAGAGGACAGUGUCAAGACCACUACCAUGGAGAACAUGAUCACCAGUUUUCUUAAGGCAGACUCCAAAAACUAUCUGUCUUUCCUGAGCUCUGACUUGUCCAGCAAGUGCCAGGAAGCUACUGCGGCAGACUAUGAGAAUGUCAUGCAGCUGGCCAAGGAGGAAACCAUACUCUUUCUGAAAGACAAGCCCUUCCAGGACUUCCAGACCAGCCCUUUCUUUGACAAAUUCCUCCAAUGGAAAGUUUUUGAGAAGCAGCCAAUAACUGAGAAAUACUUCUAUGAGUACCGAGUGCUGGGCAAAGGUGGCUUUGGAGAGGUUUGUGCUAUCCAGGUGAAAAAUACUGGCAAGAUGUAUGCCUGCAAGAAACUGGAUAAGAAAAGGUUGAAAAAGAAAGGUGGAGAGAAGAUGGCACUGCUGGAGAAAGAGAUCCUGGAGAAAGUCAACAGCCCUUUCAUAGUCACACUAGCUUAUGCCUAUGAGAACAAAAGCCAUUUGUGUCUUGUCAUGACCAUCAUGAAUGGAGGGGAUCUGAAGUAUCACAUCUACAAUGUGGGAGAAAGAGGUUUGGAAUUGAACAGGGUCAUCUAUUACUCAGCUCAGAUCACCUGUGGGAUUCUGCAUCUCCAUUCCAUGAAGAUUGUGUACCGGGACAUGAAACCAGAAAAUGUCCUCCUGGAUGAUCAUGGUAAUUGCAGACUGUCAGAUCUUGGAUUGGCAGUGCGAGUCAAAGAGGGAAAAAGCAUCACUCAGAGGGCUGGGACAAAUGGUUAUAUGGCUCCAGAAAUCCUGAAGGAAGAGGAAUACAGCUAUCCUGUGGACUGGUUUGCUAUGGGAUGUAGUAUUUAUGAGAUGAUUGCUGGGCGAACACCAUUCAAGGAUUUCAAAGAAAAGGUCAAUAAGGAUGAAGUCAAAAGAAGAACUCUGGAAGAUGAGGUGCAAUUUGAACAUGCCAACUUUACAGAGGAAGCAAAAGAUAUUUGCCGACUGUUUUUGGCCAAGAAAACAGAGGAUCGUUUAGGAAGCAGAAGUGAAGAUGAUGAUCCAAGAAAACAUUGUUUCUUCAAAACAAUAAAUUUCCACAGGCUAGAGGCAAACCUUGUUGACCCUCCAUUUGUGCCAGAUCCAUCAGUUGUCUAUGCCAGAGAUCUUGCAGACAUUGCUGACUUCUCUGAAGUACGAGGAAUUGAGUUUGAUGACAAAGAUAAGAAGUUCUUCAAAAAGUUUGCGACGGGUGCUGUCCCUAUAGCCUGGCAGGAAGAAAUUAUUGAAACAGGACUGUUUGAUGAACUGAAUGAUCCUAGCAGAGCAGAUUCUGGGGGAUAUGCAAAUGGAGGUGAAGCUAAGUCAGGAGUCUGUUUGUUGUUGUAAAUAUCACAUAAUUAACAAAAAGAGUAGAAACCACCUCAGAACUUUCCAUAUUCUGACACUGCUUCAGAAACUCCAUGCAUCUGUUUAAGAAGAACCAAUCGGUGUAAUGUGACAUUGACAGGCUAUGUAGGACCACCAGCUGUAUAGACUAUAUUGUUUUCCUUUGCUCUAACAAAUGAGAUAUUUUUGUUUUAUUGAAGAUUUAUCAAGAUGAAGAACCAUAUUUCUCUAAGAAACUUAGAAUGAUAGGAAUUCUGCAAUACAAAAAGUGAUAACAGAGUGAAGAGGCAACACCUUUUGAAAAUGACUGACUACCAUUUUGAAUACAUUCAUUUGUUGGUUUUCUU
Messenger RNA from Antrostomus carolinensis (chuck-will's-widow), 2150 nucleotides. RefSeq names its product G protein-coupled receptor kinase 7 (gene GRK7). Gene Ontology annotation, molecular function: rhodopsin kinase activity; ATP binding. The transcript has 4 exons. Bases 1 to 1803 code for a protein of 600 amino acids. Lineage: Eukaryota; Metazoa; Chordata; Aves; Caprimulgiformes; Caprimulgidae. Gene Ontology annotation, biological process: signal transduction; protein phosphorylation; regulation of signal transduction. The record is from RefSeq and is a predicted model, not a curated record. Gene Ontology annotation, cellular component: cytoplasm.